Messenger RNA from Panthera uncia (snow leopard), 8861 nucleotides. It is a transcript of the gene INSIG2, whose product is annotated as insulin induced gene 2. The transcript is spliced from 6 exons. Gene Ontology annotation, cellular component: endoplasmic reticulum; SREBP-SCAP-Insig complex. Bases 239 to 916 code for a protein of 225 amino acids. The record is from RefSeq and is a predicted model, not a curated record. NCBI's taxonomy places the organism in Eukaryota, Metazoa, Chordata, Mammalia, Carnivora, Felidae. Gene Ontology annotation, biological process: cellular response to insulin stimulus; SREBP-SCAP complex retention in endoplasmic reticulum; cholesterol biosynthetic process.
CGCAGUGGAGGUCGGGCGGAGUUGUGGGAGGGGAGGAGGAAGAGCCGGAGGGGGGCGGGAGCCGGUCCCAGAAGAUGGCGGAGGCGGGGGAUUUCUGGUAGGUCCUCUUUUAGGACAAGAUGCUGUAACUGUAGGAUCACCGGCCUGCUUCGAUUCACAGACAUUUGGUUUUUCCACUGGGAAGGCUUUUUUUUUUUUUUUUUUUUUUGUCUUGCCGGUUUACUGAACUUAUGAAACCAUGGCAGAAGGAAAGACAGAGUCGCCUGGGCCCAAAAAGCGCGGCCCCUAUAUUUCAUCUAUCACUAGCAGGAGCGUGAACUUGAUGAUUCGUGGAGUGGUGCUGUUUUUUAUUGGAGUGUUUCUUGCAUUAGUGUUAAAUUUACUUCAGAUUCAGAGAAAUGUGACGCUCUUUCCGCCCGACGUGAUCGCGAGCAUCUUUUCUUCAGCGUGGUGGGUGCCGCCCUGCUGUGGCACAGCCUCAGCUGUGAUUGGGUUAUUAUACCCCUGCAUUGACAGGCAUCUAGGAGAACCACAUAAAUUUAAAAGAGAGUGGUCCAGUGUGAUGCGGUGCGUAGCCGUCUUUGUUGGUAUAAAUCAUGCCAGCGCUAAAGUGGAUUUUGAUAACAACAUACAGUUGUCUCUCACACUGGCUGCACUCUCCAUUGGACUGUGGUGGACAUUUGAUAGAUCUAGAAGUGGUUUUGGCCUUGGAGUAGGAAUCGCUUUCUUGGCAACCUUGGUCACUCAACUGCUAGUCUAUAAUGGUGUUUAUCAAUAUACAUCUCCAGAUUUUCUCUAUGUUCGCUCUUGGUUACCGUGUAUAUUUUUUGCUGGAGGCAUAACAAUGGGAAACAUUGGUCGACAACUGGCAAUGUAUGAAUGUAAAGUUAUCGCAGAAAAAUCUCAUCAGGAAUGAAGAAGGCAAAAAUAUAUCUUUUGUACAGAAAAACAAGCUGAAAAGGGCAUGAUAGCUAUACCAACAAAACGUCAGACUGUAAAAUUGCUAGGAUGCAGUUUUCCCCUUGAUUGGUGUAUAGGUGUGUGUGUGAGUGUGUGUGUGUGUAUGUGUGUGUGUGUGUGUGUGUGUGUGUGUGUGUAUGUGUGUGUGUGUAUAUAUAUGCAUAUGUAUAUACACAUAUAUAUGUAUAUAUACACAAGUAUAUACGUGUAUAUAUACAUAUAUAUGUAUAUAUUUACACACACAUACAUCACACAUAUGCUCAUAUGCAUAUACAUGCACAUACGCAUAUAUUACUGCAAUCUGUGAUUGCUUCAUCUGUAAAUCAGUUACAAACCUUUAUGUAUUUGACUUAAAUAACUAUAAAAUAUAUAUGCACUACAUUAAAAACAUGUUCAUUAAUAGAUGAAAUUUUUAAAUUAAUUUUUUAAACAUACCAUAUAUUGUAUCACCAUGUUGAUGUGCCAAAAUAUUCUGUUAUUGUCAUGCAGAGUAUAAGAAUGCUUGAACUGUUAAUAAACUUAGUGAAAUAAAAUAGGAGGAAAGCCAAAAAAAAAAGAAAAACAAAAAUGGAAAGCUGGCAUAUUCUCUUUUGCUUACUGUUGUGCCUUUUUAUUUUUCUAAUCACAGCAGUAUGAGCUAUGGGUGCCCUAAUGUGUGGUUAGUUUCUAUUUUAAUGUUGUCUCAGAGAGCUUUGGGUGUUUUAAUUUAUAAUGAAAAUGAACGUCUGUAGAACAUUUUCAAACCUGCAUUACUGGAGAGAGUCCAAAAAAGGAAUUACACUGGAGGUAAAAGUGUUGAGCAGGAGAGGUUAUCAGCAUUAAAUUGUUUUAAGUCUAAUCUGCGAGACUAUAUAUAAUUAAAAGAAGGUACCAUUGGGAAAUUUAGCUGGAAUGAAUGUGUUUUAGAAAUACAAAAAUGACCUUUUACAGUGCCACAAAGUGUUAAAUGAUAUUGUCAUUUGUGAUACAGAAUCCCAUUCCUUUUGCACAUGGAACACACAAAAAACCCCAAACCGAUCAAAAUGAAGUUUCUAAUUCUCCUGGGUUCUGUAAUCUGUUGGGCUCUGUAAAGCAAACCACAUUAGCCAGGCUGGGUCAUGUGACUGAUUAUCAUUGGAAUGCCAUCUGGGGAAUGGAUGAGCACAUCACUUUUUAGGUAUUCAUAUGCCCAUUAGUGAGUAGUUUAAGCCUGUUUAAGAAUGUACUGAGAUGGCAUAUUGUGCAUGUUAAAGAUCUUGAUAACAGUUUUGUGCAUAUCCUUCUAACACCUGGAACCAUGUAAGUGUGGUUUAAACAUAUUUUUAGUUAAAUUUUUCCCAGUUUUUAUUGAUGGCAGUUGUCUGAUACAAAAGGGUGGAGCUUUCUGCUUACUCUGUGUGUGUGUGUGUGUGUGUGUGUGUGUGUGCGCGCGCGCACUGCGUUGAGUGAGAGAGAGGAUGUACAUGUAAAAAUGUAUGUGCAUGUGCCCAUGCUCUCAUAAUACGUCAACUAGAUAUCUUGUAAUUUUUGGUUUUAAAACCAUUGCUAUCAGUCUGAGAUCUUGUAUGCCAAACUUUAAUCUGCUUUUACGUUUUAAGGCUGAAAGUGAGAAAAUCCUAAAAGGAUUUCAUAUUGAAUAUAUGUACACAAUCUUAACUAUAGUGGUGGUAAACAUACUACUAUAAUUUAUUAUUCUAUCUUCCAGAUAAUGUUAUUCAUUUAGAACAAAUAAGGUAUAUUUUUAGAAUCAACUUUGUAAGCACUAUAAAUCUUUAAUAAGUUAUAAGGUCUAUGAUGUGUUUACUUUGAAAAUUGCUGUUAAAAGCAAGAUGUAUUAAAUAUAUAAUUAUCAUCUUGGUUAAGAGUCUUUUUUUCUUCCCUGUGGUAAAUCUUAGAAUCUAAUACGGAUGAUUAAUUUAAUAAAAUUAACAUGUAUGGUUGAAUUUGCUAAGAAAUAAUGAAAGGAAACCAAGUCGAGUGUUAUAGGAACUGAAUGAUUAUCAUUUUGGAAUUCUUAAAUUAUUUUUAGAUCAUCUAGAAAACAAGAUAUUGAUGGCAAAAAAUAAAAUUGUUUUGAUAUUUUGAUAAGUAUGUGAAUAUAUUACAUCUUUUUUUUGCAAUGAAAGAAAGUGGUAAACAUCUUUUAACAUUGCUACAUUGUCAUUGCUUCCUUUUAUUAAAGUUCUGGAAACUGAAUGCUUGAAAACUGAGACUAAAUUCUGCAAAAGCACAAGAAAACAGUUAACUAGCCAGAAUCCUGCUAAUACUUUUGUUAUAAAUGUAUUUCUUUGCAUGGAGCGAUUUUACCUUUAUUAAGGUCACUGGAACCUCUCAGUGGUGCAUACAUUCACACAUCUUGUAUUUUCUAGGUGGAAUCCAGACUUGGUCAGUAUUAAAUACCUCUCUGAUCUUGGCUCACAGUGGAGUACAGCUGACCCUUGAAACAAUGUGGGGGGUAGGGGUGCUACCCGCACCCAGUCGAAAAUCCGUGUAUAAUUUUUGACUCCCCAAAACUUAACUACUCAUAGCCUUACCAAUAACAUAAAUAGUUGGUUUCAUAUACUGUAUUCUUGUAAUAAAGAUAGAGAAAAUAAAAUGUUCUUAAGAAAAUCAUAAGGAAGAAGAAAUGCAUUUACAGUACUGUACUCUGUUUAUCAAAAAACAAUGCAUGUGUAGGUGGACCCGUGCAGCUCAAACCCACGUUGUUGAAGAAUCAAACUGUGUAUUCUUCAGAAGGUAGUUCUUCCAGUGAUGGUCUGUGUGUAGCAGAGUCCUAGCUUUGUGCAUCUGGAAGAGUCUGCUCUUUUCUCCCAGAACAUCUUAUCAGGCCUUAGAAGUCUAGGUUCCUGGUUUCCCGCUGCUCCCAUCAUGCUGAAGACUUUUAACUCAUUGUUUAUGCACUUUGAAUCUGUGCGCUCAACAUCUUCAGUUCCGGAAACAUUUUAAAUCUGGCUGCCUAUUGGAAUUAUAUGGAAAUUUGUAAAGAAUGCUAAUGCCUGGCUUCCACCUUUGGAGACUCUAAAAUCUUUGGCCUGUGGUAUGCCCCGCACUUUAGGAUCUUCACAAAUUCUGUAGGCGGUUUUAAUGUGCAGCCCAGAUUGCCACUCAUUGGUGUGGAUUCGUGUGAGAUGAAGAGCAUGUUUGAGGUCAGAGAGGUAUUGUAACUUGGGGAACAAAGAGCAAGGGAAACAUUGGCAUACAUUUUGGACUAGGUCAUCUGAACUUGAUGACGUGAGCGUGGAGGUGAAGGAAGAGGAAGUGUGAUUUAAUGUUUAUUCUUUGGAAAUCUAGGUGGAUGGCAUUUCUGUAAAGCAAAGAGGAAUAUAGGGAAGCAGAUGAGUGAGUAAAGUUAGUGAGUCUAGUUUGAUAAGUUGAGGUCCAGGUGUGUCGGGGACGUCUGGUAAAGAUGUGUCAUAAGCAGUCAGAUAGUUGAGUCUGGGUUAUCGGAUGUAAAUGGGGGAGGUCAUUGUUGGCAUAUGUCCAUGGUCCUUGAAGCUGUGGGCAUGGGUGUGAUCCCCUAGGGAGCAUGUUACCGUGAAGGGAGACAGAUCCGAGGCAUGCUGGCAUGUUAGCAGAGGGGUUGGAGGAGGUGGGGAGGGUGUUGUCACAAGUGGGAGGAGAAAGAGAAGAGUGAUGUGGUUCAAGCCAGAGCAGAAGGCAGUUCCAGACAGGAGAGCUGGUAGUGUGAAGUGCAGUUGGAAGGAAUAACCAACCUUAGAGAUAAAGGAGAUGUAUGGUUUAUGUUGAAAAGUGCUUUUCUUUUUGUGUUUUUUAAUGUUUAUUUAUUUCUGAGACACAGAGAGACAGAGCAUGAGUUGGGGAGGAGCAGAGAGACAGGGGGGACACAGAAUCCGAAGCAGGCUCCAGGCUCUGAGCUGUCAGCACAGAGCCUGACGCGGGGCUCGAACUCACAAACUGACUGAGCCACCCCGGCGCCCCGAAAAAUGCUUUUCUUAACCUGUUGUAUCUUCACACUUAAAAUAUUUCAUUGUAUACUAAUAGCUCUCAAAAGAUAUUUGGGAAACGCCUGAUCAUAUACUAAGCCAUUUAUUAUGAGCGAGGGGAGCUGAGGUGAGCUAGAGGACUUUGAAAGAUGGUGGAGGUUUGGACAGCCUCUAUGAAGAAUGGACACAGGGACUGACAAGAGAUGAAGAAAGAAUUUCUAGACGGUUUUGAGUCCAUCAAGGACUCAAGUGAGGCCCCAGAUGAGACACUUGACAUGGAGCCAACAGUCAACUUGGUUAUGCCGUGUCUGGGGGCUCAGUAGCCCAGCAGUUAGGGCAGUUGUGAUGGCAGAGAUUGAUUCUAGUUAGGAAUUUGUUGGAAGACGUGGCAUAACGGCCAUGUGAGAAAUUAAUGGAGGCUCCUGACAAAAGAUCAGGAGUCUUGCUUGGGAUCCAGGCAAAUUGGAGAAGGAAGUUGAACCAGCAGUGCUGACCUGACAGUGUGAAAGAAUCAGGUAAGCUACAAGGACUGCACAUCUUGAGGUAAAAAACGUUUUUUCUAAGAAGGGUCAUAGGCUUAGAGUUUGUAGUCAGCAGUUUAGCGGAACGUUUCCAACUCUUGAGGUCCAGGGUGCGAUGUAAACAACUUCGUUUACAUAGUUCCCUGAAGUGGGUGGAGAAGCACAGCAGCGGAGUGGAGACCCAAGGCCUGGGUGACCAGCUGUUAACAGUGGUGUUGGUGUUACCUGGAAAAAUCUCAGAGGUGAGGUGGAAAGAAAGAUCUGAUCUGUAGUCCUCCUGACCAUUUGAAUGAAAUACUUAUCCAGCUGCCUUGAUUGUAUUGGGAUUUUAAUUAGAGUCCUUUCUCCCUUGUUUUAUUGAUUUAUUUUUAGUUUGUUUUUUUUUUUCCAUCAUCCUACAUAUUCUGAUGUAGAGGAGUAGGUCUUUUUCUAUUAAUCCUGUUCAGUCAGAGACAUCUCCUCUUUAAUUCUGGGCUAUUUUUUUUUUUUGUCUUUGCUCUUAUUAUUCGUUUGUUCUCUAUUCUUCUCAAAUUCCUCCAUUUAAGAGAUCUUUGACCUUUUGUUUCUGUUUUCUGUGUACCCUUUAGCUUUUCUCUGCUGUGCUACACUCUAGAAGAAUUAACUGGAUCUUCUAGCUCAGUGAGUUGCUCUUCAGCUGUAUCAUUCAGCGUUCAGCCAUCACUAGGCUUUUACUUUCAGUGGUCACAGUUUUAAUUUCAAAGCUAUUUAUGUGUGUAUGUAUGUAUGUAUUUAUGUGGAAAUGCGUUGCCAUUCUUAUAUUUUUCUUGUAUUUUUUGAGGCUAGUAAUUAUUCUUCUUUUAAAGUUCUAAACGCAGGGCACCUGGGUGAUGCAGUUGGUUAAGCAUCCGACUUCGGCUCUGGUCAUGAUCUCACAGUUUGUGCGUUUGUGCCCCACGUCAGACUCAGUGCUGACAGCUCAGAGCCUGGAGCCUGCUUCAGAUUCUGUACCUGCCUCUCUCGCUGCCCUUCCCCCACUCACGUGCUGUCUCUGUCUCUCAGAAAUAAAUAAGCAUUAAAAAAAAAAUUUUUUUUUUAAAGUUCUAAACUCUUCUACAGAGCCAUUGCAGGGGAAGGCAGGAUGAGCCUGUAUCACCAGCCUGUCUCUGGAUGUGGGUGCUCCCUUGUUUGGCUUGGGUGGACUGCCAUGCCUCUCCACUCCUACCCCUUUCACCUGGGGGCAGAUACUGUGUUGUCUCUGCCCCGUCCAAGGUGGGCGAGUAGACAUGUAGUUGGCCAGGUGGCUGCUUCCACAAUAGCCUGCUUGAAUGCAUCAGGUCAGUUACUCUUGGUGUUUCCGUCUCAGAGCAUCAGCCACCUCUGAGCUUAGAAUCUCUGAUUUCAUGUUUAUAGCAAGUCCCCUCCUUUCAUGUUCGGAACUGUGUUUUCUCUCCAUCUCUCUGCUCUGGAUUGUUUUCUCACUUCGAGGAGUUCCUUGUAGUGUUUGGUCCACGAAGGAUACGGUCUUACUUGACAAUAUAGUUAUGGAUUCCUUUUCUUUUUAAUUUUUGUUGUUAUUUCUAUGGAUUGGGGGUAGGAGGGAGAAGCUAUGGCUUCAGGGGUCUGCUGCCCUGAUUCAGCUUUCUCCACUUCCUUUUUAUACCAUGAGAUCAUGCCAUCUGCCUGUUCAUUUGUCUUUACAGGCCGAAAACUCAAUUUAGUUAGGAGCUGAGAUAAAUAGGUUAAGUCGGUGGUUUCUUGUUUGGCCUCAAUAAAAAUUGAGGUACGGAGAGUAUUUUCCCUUUCGAAAUACAUUCAGUUCAUAGGGUUCAUUGUGCCAGAGAGUAUGAGUAUCCUAGUGUCUGUUCCUUUAUGCCUCCCUUCUCUUUACCACUGAUGAAAUCUGUGAAACCUGUCAUCUUUCUUUGUGAUUUACAAGACAGACUUUUCCAGGGUAUGUCAACUGUUCCGAAGACAAUGUUGUUAAGUAUCAGAUUUGGCAGAUCAGAUAGAUAAUGAUGUGCCUGGGAAAGAAUGGGCUAUUGAUGAGUCUCGUGUCAAAACUGAUUGCCAUAUAUGGGCAAUUUUUCCCUUUCACCGUUUCCCCGGCUGUGGUCUGUGUGAGGAUUUCAUGAACAAGGGGCAGUUUUGAUUCCACAUCAGAACUGUGCUCUAGUGUGACUGCCCCCUUGUCUUCUGCUUUUUUAUGGCAGGAUUUGCAACUGCUAAUCUUCCUGUAGCUUCCCCAAAGGUGGGCGUUAGUAGGAAUGAGCACGUAGGAAAUAUACUGCCAUUGAAAAAGAGCCCUUUUUUAUUACCGUUCAGAAAACAAAUUCACUCAGCACUACUGUUUCCGUAAGAUUGUUGCGUUUGCAAGAUCUCUUUUUUAGAAACACUUUUUGAGGAAACUUGUACAGAAUGAUCACGGACCAAUUCAUUGUGAUGAGCAAUUGAGUAGACAAAGGAAAGAAAGAACCCAAGUGCUGAAUCUGUUUGCUUUAGAAGAAAAGUUUCUAAAAUGCAUUCCCUGGGAAUUUCUGCCACUGAAUGAAACUCAUUUCUAUUCCCUUUAUAGUCAUCACAUGUCACUCCUAGACCUUCUGGGAAUGUCUACCCAACCAAAGUAUGACAGUGGCAGUUCUGUUUUGAAACAGUCCUUUCUGCGUUUACAAAAGCCUGAGAUUUUCCAGCAGGACGUUACAGAAAGACAAAGUGCUACCCCAUCAUUUUAGGAUCAGCUGGAUACGGCUGCUGCGCGUAGUCUGCGCAUUGGCCCAGGGAGCCCGUGGCCUGACAAUUUGAAGAUGAAGCUUAAAGAUGUUUGUAAAGACAAAUCUUUGUGGAAUUUCCUGUGCCUCAGACCUAGUGUGUGUCAGUGUCAUGCCUGUCUAAGAGAAAGCGGGUCAGUAUACAUCAAAGCAGAUCUUUCCAGAAUGUAUGUAAAAUUCAUAAUAAGGUUGAGUCAGGUUCAGCUUUUCUUCCAGAAAGAAUAAAUCAGCGACCCUUAAAUGUUCGAUAGUAUUAGUUCUGGUUCUGGCUCCAACUAACUGUAAAGGGGCUGGGAUGUGUAAUCCCUCUCCCUGGGGGACAGGACAACGAGAUACCGGUGAUCAGUGGUAGUGUCAGCCACGGUUGGCGUAAGGCCUUCUGUAGCACUUUCUGCCCGCUAGCAUAUUUUCCCUCCUAAGUGAUUCAUAGUGAACAUGACUAUGAGAAAAUAAAAUACUUUUUGGUGGUCAAAUUAAAAUUAUAGUCUUUAAGACACGUAGCAUAAAAACUUAGUAUCCAAGUUCUAGAAUGGUGGGAAAGAAGGAAGGGGCUCACUUUUGCCUUUUCCUACCAUCUAAGAGAAGAAGUGAGGGGGAGGAAAUGAAUCAGGCUUUUGCUUUGUGCCUCCUAUGAACAUCCCCACCACACCCCUCCAGAUAUGGACUGUUUCAUAGCUUCCAAUGUCCAGGUUUUUCUUUCCUUUUUUUUUUUUUUUUUUUAAUUUAUUUUU